UUGUAGCAACUGCAGUAGUGAGAAGUUAUUGCAGCCGGUUGUAAACAGAAACAAAAAGGUGCUAAUACGACAAGAUUUUUCCAACACAUUUACAUAAAGUAAUUUAAAAGUUCUCUUUAUUGAGACGAUAAUCGCGUAUUCAUAGAGAGCAUUUUGCUAAUUAACGGCGUAUAUAAUCAUAAAAAAUGUCGAGACCUGUGCUCUAUUAUGCAAAACUAAGUCCACCAGCACGAGCUGUGUUGCUUACGGCUAAGGCUAUUGAUCUUGAGCUUGAACUGAAACCCAUAAAUCUUAUGAAAGGCGAACAUUUAACACCAGAAUUCAUUAAAAUCAAUCCUCAGCACACUAUACCGACUUUGGUUGAUGGCGAUGCAGUUGUAUAUGAUUCUCAUGCGAUUUGCGCCUAUUUAGUUGAAAAAUAUGCUAACGACGAUCAACUGUAUCCGAAAGAUUUGGUGAAGAGAGCAUUAGUUGAUGCCCGCCUACAUUUCGAUUCGGGUCAUUUAUUCGCUCGUUUACGUUUUCUCUAUGAACCAAUAUUGUAUUAUGGUUCCACCGAUUGCUCAAUGGAUAAAAUUGCUUAUAUACAAAAAUGCUACGAGAUAAUGGAACAAUUUCUCAAAAAUGAACCAUAUCUGUGCGGAGACGUUAUGACUAUUGGUGAUUUUUGCUGCUUGGCUACAGUAACAUCGGUUAAUGAGGUGGCACCCAUUGAUGAAUUCAAAUUUCCAAAUGUACUGGCAUGGUUGACACGAAUGGCUGAGUUGCCUUAUUACAUGGAAACCAACGAAGAGGGAGCCCAAGAAUUAAAGAAUCUUUUUAAAGAGAAAUUGGCCGAAAAUCGUGGGGCUAAGUAAUUAAAUGUUAUAAAUAUUUUUGGUAAAAAACUAGAUUGUAGUU
Molecule: messenger RNA, 900 nt
Organism: Glossina fuscipes
Lineage: Eukaryota; Metazoa; Arthropoda; Insecta; Diptera; Glossinidae
Gene: GstE12
Product: glutathione S-transferase 1
Exons: 3
Coding region: 186-857 (223 amino acids)
Biological process (GO): glutathione metabolic process
Molecular function (GO): glutathione transferase activity
Source: RefSeq, a predicted model, not a curated record